GCCAUUAGGUCAUCGAUGAUUAGGGUUUCAUACUUCACCCCCUAUAAAAAGGAUUCCGCCCUUCGUUUCAUCGCCUCCUUCUGCUUAGAGCAAACUAAACAAGGCGAAUCCUCAGCCGAGGCAUCAGCAUCGCCCCCAUCCCUUUCAGCGGCCAUGGUGAAGUAUUCCAGAGAGCCCGACAACCCCACCAAGUCCUGCAAGGCCAGGGGUAAGGACCUUAGGGUUCAUUUCAAGAACACAAGGGAAACAGCUUUUGCAAUCCGAAAGUUGCCAUUGACCAAGGCUAAGAGGUAUUUGGAGGAUGUUCUGGUCCACAAACAAGCAAUCCCCUUCCGACGCUUCUGUCGUGGUGUUGGACGGACUGCCCAAGCGAAGAAUAGGCAUUCAAAUGGACAAGGGCGCUGGCCUGUGAAGUCUGCUAAAUUCAUCCUAGAUUUGCUCAAGAAUGCUGAGAGUAAUGCUGAAGUUAAGGGUUUGGAUGUGGAUUCUCUCUAUGUAUCUCACGUUCAGGUGAACCAAGCUCAAAAGCAAAGGCGUCGUACCUACCGAGCUCAUGGAAGGAUCAAUCCCUAUAUGUCAUCACCUUGCCAUAUCGAGUUGAUCUUGUCCGAAAAGGAAGAACCUGUGAAGAAAGAGCCCGAGACCCAGUUGGCAACUAGCAAGUCUAAGAAGUCUCAAGCUCUACGCAGUGGUGCUUCAUCUUGAGUGGCAGUUUUAGAACUGGCAAUUGAAAUGAGUGCCCCAAAUUUCUGGCUGCUCCACUUUUUGCGUUUUUAAUGCUGUUAUGUAGUUGAUUUGGGCCGCAUUUGUCUUAUUUCAAAUUAUGGUUAGUUCAAUCUUCAGUGAGAUUUUUGUUGGAUAUUUUUGGUUGGAAAGACUAUUAAUUCAAGAGUUCUAUAUACAAGUAUUCUGAAA
Messenger RNA from Carya illinoinensis, 915 nucleotides. Its product is annotated as 60S ribosomal protein L17-2-like. Gene Ontology annotation, cellular component: cytosolic large ribosomal subunit; ribosome. Bases 16 to 705 code for a protein of 229 amino acids. The record is from RefSeq and is a predicted model, not a curated record. Gene Ontology annotation, molecular function: structural constituent of ribosome. NCBI's taxonomy places the organism in Eukaryota, Viridiplantae, Streptophyta, Magnoliopsida, Fagales, Juglandaceae. The transcript is spliced from 7 exons. Gene Ontology annotation, biological process: cytoplasmic translation.